CCACCCUCUGCGCUCACCGGCCGCUCUAGCCGCGCCCGGCCGUCUCGUUGCUCCCGGCCCGACGUCAUCACUCCGCGCCGCCGGACGGUGGUGGGCACGCGCAACCAAGAAGAUGUCUCCGACGCCGGCGCUUUUCAGUUUGCCCGAGGCGCGGACGCGGUUUACGAAAUCUACCAGAGAGGCCUUGAAUAACAGAAAUAUCAAGCCAUUGUUGAACGCCUUCAGUCAGUUACCUGGCAGUGAAAAUGAAAAAAAAUGUACCCUUGACCAAGCUUUCAGAGGUGUUCUAGAAGAAGAAAUUAUAAAUCAUUCGGCAUGUGAGAACGUUUUAGCUAUUAUUUCUCUUGCUAUUGGGGGAGUAACUGAAAGUGUCUGUACCGCAUCCACGCCAUUUGUGCUGUUGGGAGAUGUCUUGGACUGCCUUCCUUUGGACCAGUGUGACACAAUAUUCACUUUUGUCGAGAAGAACGUUUCUACUUGGAAGUCAAAUACAUUCUAUUCUGCUGGCAAAAAUUAUUUACUACGUAUGUGCAAUGAUCUCCUCAGAAGAUUGUCUAAAUCUCAGAACACGGUCUUCUGUGGACGAAUUCAACUCUUUUUGGCCAGGCUUUUUCCUCUAUCAGAGAAAUCAGGUCUUAACUUACAGAGUCAGUUUAACCUGGAAAACGUUACUGUUUUCAAUACAAAUGAGCAGGAAAGCACCCUAGGUCAGAAGCACACUGAAGAUAGAGAGGAAGGGAUGGAUGUAGAAGAAGGUGAAAUGGGAGAUGAUGAAGCCCCAACAACUUGCUCUAUUCCAAUUGAUUACAACCUAUAUAGAAAAUUUUGGUCACUUCAGGAUUACUUCAGGAACCCAGUACAAUGCUAUGAGAAGAUUUCUUGGAAAACUUUUCUCAAGUAUUCUGAAGAAGUUUUAGCUGUUUUUAAGAGUUAUAAAUUAGAUGAUACUCAAGCCUCCAGGAAAAAGAUGGAAGAAUUAAAAACAGGAGGAGAACAUGUAUACUUUGCAAAGUUUUUAACAAGUGAAAAGUUGAUGGAUUUACAGCUGAGUGAUAGUAACUUUCGGCGACACAUCCUGUUGCAGUAUCUCAUUUUAUUUCAAUAUCUCAAGGGACAGGUUAAAUUCAAAAGUUCAAACUAUGUUUUAACUGAUGAGCAAUCACUUUGGAUUGAAGAUACUACAAAAUCAGUCUACCAACUGCUAUCUGAAAACCCCCCCGAUGGAGAAAGAUUUUCAAAGAUGGUAGAGCAUAUAUUAAACACUGAAGAGAAUUGGAACUCGUGGAAAAAUGAAGGCUGCCCAAGUUUUGUGAAGGAAAGAGCAUCAUCAGACACCAAGCCCACAAGAGUGGUACGGAAGAGAGCAGCCCCAGAAGACUUCUUAGGCAAAGGGCCCAACAAGAAAAUCUUGAUUGGAAAUGAGGAGCUAACAAGGCUUUGGAAUCUCUGUCCUGAUAAUAUGGAAGCCUGUAAAUCAGAGACAAGAGAAUACAUGCCAACUUUGGAGGAGUUCUUUGAAGAAGCCAUUGAACAAGCAGAUCCUGAAAACAUGGUUGAAAGUGAAUAUAAAGCUGUGAACAAUUCAAAUUAUGGGUGGAGAGCUCUCAGACUCUUAGCACGAAGAAGCCCUCACUUCUUCCAGCCAACCAAUCAGCAGUUUAAGAGUCUGCCAGAGUACCUGGAGAACAUGGUAAUAAAGCUAGCCAAGGAACUACCACCUCCUUCUGAAGAAAUAAAAACAGGUGAAGAUGAAGAUGAGGAAGAUAAUGAUGCUUUACUGAAGGAAAAUGAAAGCCCAGAUGUCCGGCGAGAUAAACCUAUAACAGGGGAACAGAUAGAGUUAUUUGCCAACAAACUUGGUGAGCAAUGGAAGAUUUUGGCUCCUUACUUGGAGAUUAAAGACUCUGAAAUUAGGCAGAUUGAGUGUGACAGUGAAGACACGAAGAUGAGGGCCAAGCAGCUCCUUGUUGCCUGGCACGAUCAAGAAGGAGCUCAUGCAACGGCGGACAACCUCAUCAGCGCACUAAACAAGUCUGGAUUAAGUGACCUUGCAGAAAGCCUAACUAAUGACACCGAGACAAAUAGUUAGCUUUCUUUCUUUUCUUUCUUUUUUAUUAAACUGUGAUAAGAUUUUGUUACCAAGCGGCAUUUGAUAAGAGGUCCACUGGUUUUGGUAAACAAUAAACACUUUUAUAACA
Messenger RNA from Phodopus roborovskii (desert hamster), 2198 nucleotides. RefSeq names its product THO complex subunit 1 (gene Thoc1). Gene Ontology annotation, molecular function: protein binding. The coding region runs from base 113 to 2089 and encodes 658 amino acids. Gene Ontology annotation, biological process: signal transduction; mRNA export from nucleus; regulation of DNA-templated transcription elongation. The transcript is spliced from 21 exons. Gene Ontology annotation, cellular component: THO complex part of transcription export complex. The record is from RefSeq and is a predicted model, not a curated record. NCBI's taxonomy places the organism in Eukaryota, Metazoa, Chordata, Mammalia, Rodentia, Cricetidae.